This is a messenger RNA of Talaromyces proteolyticus, 609 nucleotides long. Its product is annotated as protein get1. Gene Ontology annotation, biological process: tail-anchored membrane protein insertion into ER membrane. The coding region runs from base 1 to 609 and encodes 202 amino acids. NCBI's taxonomy places the organism in Eukaryota, Fungi, Ascomycota, Eurotiomycetes, Eurotiales, Trichocomaceae. Gene Ontology annotation, cellular component: GET complex. The transcript has 3 exons. The record is from RefSeq and is a predicted model, not a curated record.
AUGAUUUCCCUUCUGUUGCUCGUAUUCCUGGUACAUUUGGCCAUCUACAUUAUCAACACGAUUGGCGCAAGCACGGUCGAUAAUCUUUUAUGGCUACUGUACCUUCGGCUCCCUACCACUUUACUUCAAGAUUCGCGAAAACACCAGGAACUCAAGCGAGAUGUCGUGCAGUUUAAACGAGAGAUGAACGCUACAAGCUCACAAGACGAAUUCGCCAAAUGGGCCAAACUGAGAAGACGACAUGACAAGGCUCUUGACGAAUACGAAGCAAUGAAUCGCUCCAUCGGCGCGCAGAAGACUUCGUUUGAGUGGAAGGUCAAAACAGCUCGAUGGAUAAGCACAAACGGAUUCAAGAUUUUUCUGCAGUUCUACUACUCCAAGACUCCGAUAUUUGAUCUUCCUCCAGGAUGGUUUCCUUACCCGGUGGAAUGGAUUCUUUCCUUCCCGCGCGCGCCGCUUGGAACUGUGAGUAUUCAAGUUUGGGGCAGCGUGUGUGCGACGGUCAUCCCUCUCUCCGGCGACAUUGUGACAUCGGUGGUGCAAAAGAUCGUACCACCACAGGCCAUCCCAGCUGGAGGCAAGUCAGAGGCGCCCAAAAAAGAGUUGUAA